Molecule: messenger RNA, 4960 nt
Organism: Galeopterus variegatus (Sunda flying lemur)
Lineage: Eukaryota; Metazoa; Chordata; Mammalia; Dermoptera; Cynocephalidae
Gene: PTPRG
Product: protein tyrosine phosphatase, receptor type, G
Exons: 5
Coding region: 102-632 (176 amino acids)
Biological process (GO): protein dephosphorylation
Molecular function (GO): protein tyrosine phosphatase activity
Source: RefSeq, a predicted model, not a curated record
UCAAAAACAAAUGUUUGACAGCACUGCAGAGGAAUUUUUUUUGUUUUUGGUUCCUAAAGGCAGAAGAUGAGUUUGUGUACUGGCCAAGUCGAGAAGAAUCCAUGAACUGUGAGGCCUUUACUGUCACCCUUAUCAGCAAAGACAGACUGUGCCUCUCUAAUGAAGAACAAAUUAUCAUCCAUGACUUUAUCCUUGAAGCUACACAGGAUGACUAUGUCCUAGAAGUUCGGCACUUUCAGUGUCCCAAAUGGCCUAACCCAGAUGCCCCCAUAAGCAGUACCUUUGAACUUAUCAACGUCAUCAAGGAAGAGGCCUUAACAAGGGAUGGCCCCACCAUUGUUCAUGAUGAGUAUGGGGCAGUUUCAGCAGGAAUGUUAUGUGCCCUUACCACCCUAUCCCAGCAACUGGAGAAUGAAAAUGCUGUGGAUGUUUUCCAGGUUGCAAAAAUGAUCAAUCUUAUGAGGCCUGGAGUAUUCACAGACAUUGAACAAUACCAGUUUGUCUAUAAAGCAAUGCUCAGCUUGGUCAGCACUAAAGAAAAUGGAAAUGGUCCCACGACAGUGGACAAAAAUGGUGCUGUUCUAAUUGCAGAUGAAUCAGACCCUGCCGAGAGUAUGGAGUCUUUAGUGUGACUGGAAUCCUGAAAGGGCACUUAAUUUGUAAACUUCUGAAGACUGAGAACUUUUUUGAGGCCUUUUUUGCCAGACUCUAGGUUAUACAAUAACCCAGUUACUUUUUUACACUGAUAAAAGUUUUGAUAUUUAUUUUUUGCCAUUUUAUGUCUUAAUGGUAUCCUACUGAGCAUUUGCACCUCUGUUCAUUUCACACAGUGAAACGCAGUUUUACCUAGUUUGCACUAUAUGAUCAGUGUUACUGCCUAUAAUCUAAUACUAAAGCAAACCCUAAUAUGACAUUCCAUGACGACAUACAUGCUACUUUUUAGUUCAGUAUAGUGAAGGUCUUUGUUAUGCCAGUGAAUCUUGAUUUUAUUAUUAUUAUUAUUAUUAUUAUUAUUAUUGCUGAAGCAGUUGCAUUCUACUAGCAGGCAAUGCUGUACUUUUCCUCCAUCCUCUCCUAUUUUUUUGUGGGCACUGUUCAAUACUGUAUGCCUUCUGUAUUUUAAUGGAGUGGAUGAGCAUUGUUUUCUUUUACAGAACAGCAGGCUAUUGGGAGCUCCUAAGAAGGUCUAUCAACAUCAUGGCCUUGAAACAGUUCCAUUUAUGAUGGUUAACAGAUUAGUUAAGAAAUUAGAAGGCUUAAGAGUUGCUUCAUGUGAACAUCUCUUAUUAGUUACAAUGUUAUAUUCACAGUUUCAAAAAAUUGUGUCAAAAUAAAAGAUAACUCUGUAUUACAGCUUUCACAGUAGCUAUGUGGACAGUGUGUGUUAUUCCAUUUUGACUCUCUGAAAUAGCUACCCCCUAAAACCAGGGCUAUCUUUUACAAUAGAGAGAUGGCAAUAUUUUACACAACUCAGUUAUACGACCCCUUUAGUACUCCCCAUUAAUGCUUGGUUUAUGAUAUCAUACCUCACAGUAGGAAGAAUUAAAAUUUUUGCAGGUGUGUAAUUUUGAAACUAGUCCUCUAAAAAUUCCCUAUUAUUCAUAUAGCAAUCUAAUAAAAACUACCUAGUUAACAUUCUUCUCUUUCCGUUUUUUGCCAAAUGUUUCAUAAAUAAAUCUCUUAAUUACAUACAUUCUUCUAUUUAAGAUUAAAUUGAAAAUACUGUAUUAGCAAAAGUAUUGGGACUAUCUAAACUUCCACACAUGGAUAAAUCUGAUUUGGAGAGAGAAAAUUAGAAUUUUUAAUAAAAGGUGAUGUCUACAUUUUCAAGUAAUUUUUAAAAGAGGGAGACGGCUUUGGAUGCUUUUGUGUAGUUUAGCCUUAAGGUAGACUUCAAUAAAAGAUGGUGAUAGUCAUUACAGAGUCCGAGGAAGUUAUUCGGUCUAGCCUCUGGAGCCAUUUUCACCCUGCAGUACACAAUGGGAAAAUUAACAGCAUUAGUGAGAAAUGUCAGCAGAGUUUGUUAGAACAAUAAACUACUUACUAAGAUGUGUUCGCUUUUGAGGGAUACUUUCUGUCAGAAGUGAAAUCAUCACCAGAACUGGGCCUGUUAAGAAGAAAAAGGUUUUGUUUAAUUUUUAUGACAAUAAACUUCAAAAAAAAGGCCACACUGGCUGCUAUCAUAGUAUCCAGGUAUGCAUUAAAACACUAAUGAUGAUCAGCACUGAGGCUCUAUUUAUCUUGAGUUGUCGUACUAUGAAGUUUGUCAGAAUGGUGCUGGAGGACCAAAGUCGCUUAAGAGAGAAAGUCUAUAGGCCAAGUCCAUGAGUUUCAGUGCACAGGCAGGUCAAUAGAGUUUUCAUGGACUACAUAACUUACCAGGGUUAAUUUUCAUCUUUUCAUCACAUAGACUCAACAAUACAGAAUAGUCUGCUUUGCAAGGACUGUGUAGGCUAGUCUUGAGAACAGGUGUUCAAGUGAGCAAAGUUUGUUAGGCUGUAUAGGAUAGGUGACACAGACCCCUUUACAGCCUCUCUGCUCCCACCAGAGGUGACAGGAAGCUCUACAUAACACAAAAAAAGCUUGAACAUAGGAACACUACAACUGCCAGAAAGCUGAGGAGAAUCAAGAAGAGAAUGGUUUCAGAUCAUGGCAAGAGCUAGUUUUCUUAGUUAAGUGGGUUAUUUUUAGUUGUACAGAACAUUGAGAUGAUCUAACUCUUUUCAGUAGAUGGCACAGUGGGCUUAGUAUUCAGAAGUCAUGUUCUAGUUGGGGUUCAUGAUCCCUCUGUCAGUAAUUUUUCCUUAAUAAAAGUAAACAUUGGUUAGAAGACAAAUAGCAUGUAUUCCCUUCUGUGCUAUUUACAGAAGGCUCAAUUCAUGGAAAUGCAUACCCUCCAGUGCAGUUCUGUGACUGUCUCUUUCUUACAGGGGUAUGAGAAUCAUGAUAACAGAAAAAAAGUUGGUAAAUAUUAUAGAAACAGUAAAGAUGGUUUAGAAGUUCUCUGUGAGCAAUUUGCAUGUCUAUAGCAGGCUUAAACCAAAGUCUACAGAUCCUGACCCAUUGAACUAUGAGCAAUUGCUAUUUGCCUAUCUUGCCAUAGUGGUUCAAACACACUUCACUGAAGAUACUUUAUAUUCAGCAGCUCCUCAGUUUCACCACAGAGUGUAUCCUCCCUAUUAUUCGUUAUUGGCAAAAAUAUACUUGCCAGAGGCAGCGGGUUUCAAAGACGGUGUUUUCUUUGAGACAUAAGCACAUUGCUUGAGAAAACAAGAACGUUAUUAUCACUUGCCCUCUGGGGGAAAGGAAAUAGUUAUUGCAAAUUAAUGUAUGCUAUUUUAUAAAUAAGCUGUUUGUGUGUAUGAAUUUUGCUCUAGGUAAACAGACACACACAGCAUACAAAAUUGCAAUGAUCAGACCAAAUGGCCAUGCUGGACAUCAGAGAAAAAACACCUUGUUGCCAUCAGGAGAACUCUUUCUUGCAUCCUGUGGCCACACUACUUCUUUUAUGUUAAAAAGUUAACUUCUGAAUUUCAAGAAUAAGAUUAUUUAAUUGGUUUUCCUAACUUUUAAGCCUGUAACUUCUAGAGUCCAUUUCAAAUAGAAGAGUCCAGCAAGAUGAAAAAGGGUUAUGGUGUUCAAGGUCUGGCUGUGGGAGUUGUUAGCCCAGAGUGACAUACUGAAAUCAGUAAAUAAUCCUAAUUAUGUUAUGAUGACACAGCACACAACUGCCUUGUUAUAAAUUUUUUCUUAAUUGCAUACAUACUAUAUUUAAAAUUAAAAUAUAGAUACCAGUUUACCAAAGAUACAUAUUACUAAUUCUAAGCAAAAAAUAAAAGAAACCCAAACAUCAUAAUUUAAGAAAAAAUAAUCAAAAUGUAGUUUGUCUUAAGAAUUUAGCAGUUAUACUGGAAAAUACAUUUUCAACUCCUGUGUUCUAAAAUUUAUGUUCAAAUGGUGCCAGUGAAUUUUUAUAUGAAGGGAAAAUGCCUGCUUUCUUUUUUUUUUUUUUUUCUUUCUUUUUAACAGCUGUAAUUUCACUUAACCCUUUGCACUUUCCUUUAGUUGCCAUUUAACAUACACUAUUGGCUUUACUUAUCUCUGGAAAGAAGGCAUGCUACAAAUAGGAAGGAAUUGUAAUAUUUGGACUCUUCUUUGUCUUAGCUGUUAAACUGUUUUUAGUAUUUUUGUUAAAUAUUUGCAAAGGGAAGCAUUUUCUACAGAGGAUAAUUAAUUUCAAGAAAAAUAUCUUGAGUUUUAAGAAAUAAACAUCUCCAAAAAAGGAGACAGUCAAUUUUAUAAAAUGUCGCAACUCUCCAACAUUUGGGGUAGUGACUCCUUUUUUGUUAGGACAUUUGAAACUAGCAAGCAGCCAUCGUUUCUAAAGAAUUCAGCCUUCACGUUGACCCAUAUUUCUUUUACUUCAUUUUGAAAUAGCUAAAAUCAUUAAAACUGUAAAUAUUUUGUUGCUUGGGUAAGCAUCUUCUGGGAACUUUGUAUCUAUGGUAUAUAAUCAUAGAAUUUUAUAUUUUCAUAUAAAGCUAAUUUUUUUCUAGUUUCAACUCCGUCAUAGUUUUUUUUUUUUUUUUUUUUUUUUGGGGGGGAUAUGUGAGUUCAACUUUCUGGGUUUUGAAGUAGCAAGAACCAUCUUUGCAUUCCAAAAGAAUCCAACACGUGUUAUUUCUUUGAGGCAGUGAUUGUGAAAGUUGGGUUUUCUUUUUAAUUCCAUUGACCAUUUGUGCAAUAGGAAUUAGACAUAAUUAGUCAUCGAAUACAUUCAUUGCAUUGACUCAUCUGGAAAAAGUGGUUUGUUUUUUUAUUUGUUCAGGGUGGGGGAGGGAUUUUGUAACCUGAAAUUUUCCCCUUUUUUCUUCUGUUUAAAACUAUAUCAAAUCAUUCUAUUAUAGUGUUAUUUAAUAUGUAAAUUGUAUUGCUAAAAUAAAGUAUGGUUUUUGAUGUA